Molecule: messenger RNA, 2023 nt
Organism: Menidia menidia (Atlantic silverside)
Lineage: Eukaryota; Metazoa; Chordata; Actinopteri; Atheriniformes; Atherinopsidae
Source: the annotation of a GenBank genome assembly
UUGGGCGGCUGUCUCUUUAAGGGGGCGGGACUUCCUCCAGCUCCGCAGAACGUGACGUCUCGCGUGUGCAGCACGUCUGAAGACCGGGAACAGGCGGUGCACGUUCACCUCUACGCAAACCACAAGUUUCUUCAAAUACCAGUCUUUAAGGUGCUGUCAUGCCUGCUAAAAAGCCACCAACCAAAAGGAAGUCUGCAGCUGUAGUGGACGAUGUUAAAGACUCCAAGAAGCUGAAAAUUUCACACAGGAGUCAUCAUAAGGAGGCGGGCCAGGUUUUAGUUUUGGGUCAAGGUGAUGUGGGACAGUUGGGUUUGGGAGAGGAUAUCAUCGAGAGGAAGAAACCGGCUCUUGUGUCUCUCCCCGAGAAAAUCGUUCAAGUGACGGCAGGAGGCAUGCACACAGUGUGCCUCAGUGAAAGUGGAAAUGUCUACACCUUUGGCUGUAACGAUGAGGGGGCCCUUGGCCGGGACACGUCUGAGGAGGGGUCUGAAAUGACUCCUGGGAAGGUGGCGCUGGAGGAGAAGGUGGUCCAGGUGUCUGCAGGGGACAGCCACACAGCUGCUCUCACAGAGGAUGGAGCAGUGUAUAUCUGGGGUUCCUUCAGGGAUAACAACGGUGUCAUCGGUCUUCUGGAGCCCAUGAAAACGUGUCCCACUCCAGUGAAAUUCCCCAUUACAGAGCCUGUUGUGAAAGUUGCCUCAGGUAACGACCAUGUGGUAUUGUUAACACUGGAUGGAAAUCUUUACACAUCGGGCUCUGCUGAGCAGGGCCAGCUGGGGCGAGUGCCGGAGCAUUUUUCUAACCGCGGAGGCAGGAAAGGUCUCGAUCGACUGCUGGUACCCCAGACAGUGAAACUCAGGGGGAAAAUUCAUUUCACCGAUGCCUUUUGUGGGGCAUACUUCACCUUUGCUGUUUCAAAAGAAGGACAUGUGUAUGGAUUUGGCCUCUCAAACUAUCACCAGCUGGGAACUAAAAGCACCAAGAUGUGUUUUGUCCCGGUAAAGCUGACGUGCUUCAAGAACUCCACUACGGCCUGGGUGGAUUUUUCUGGAGGACAGCAUCACACGAUCUGUCUCGAUGCGGAAGGGCAGGUAUACAGCCUGGGCAGAGCAGAGUAUGGCCGGCUGGGUCUGGGCCAAGGAGCAGAGGAGAAGAGCGAGCCCACGUCUGUGAUGGGAAUGGAGCCGGCCAGAUGGGUGUCAUGUGGAGCCUCGGUCAGCUACGCAGUGACUAGAGAAGGAGCGGUCUACGCAUGGGGCAUGGGGACCAACCUGCAGCUGGGCACAGGAGAGGAAGACGAUGAGUGGAGCCCUGUGAAGAUGACCGGGAAACAGCUGGAGAACCGGGCAGUUCUGAUGGUGUCCAGUGGAGGGCAGCACACAGUCUUACUGGUCAAAGACAAGCAGGAGAGCUGAUGCCCGCCUCUGGCCGGAGGAUGGGAAGUCUUUCAGGCUUUUUCAAAGUUGGGGCCUUGUUCAGGAUGCUGAGAUGUGGUUAGAGACUUCCUGCACUGAGCCUAGCGAGAAGGAGAUGUCAGAGUGCAGGUUGAGAAUUUGGCCUCUUUUUUUUAAGAGAACUCUUCUGUUCUUAACUUUGGGGAAAUGUUCAUGGAAGUUUUUGAUAGAUCAUGAUCAAUGAGAGACUAUUUUUUUAAAUCUAGCUUUGGAUGUCCCUUUGAAUCUUUUCCUCCAAGUCAUUUGAAUGACUGCACCAUAGUAUUUUGGAUGCUUGUGGAUGUGACUGCAUGUACAUAAAGGAAAUGAAAACUUUCCUGAGCGAUAGUCUUUUAAAUGUUUUCUUUAAAGCAAUAAUUGGAUUUAGUCAGGACAUUGGUUCUGUGAGUUUAACAUGUGCCACUACUGUUCAUUUUACUCCAUAAACACAAUUGCUGAUUGUUCAGACAUUUUGUUACACAUACUGUACAAUUUCCCAGUCUGAAAAUAAAGAUGUUUAACCCCCCUUUAUUAAGCCUCAUCUGUGCAAUUACAGCAUUAGUAUUUUUGCAACUUGCAUCUUAAAAGCU